GUCGUCUAUUUACGUAUGAUAUUAUAUAUCAUUUUCUUGUUUCAGAUAACUGGAAUUUACAGGUGUUCAACAAAUGUGUGUUUGCGUAAUAAAAAUGAGUGAUGUUAUACCUAUUCUUGCUAUAGUGAUAAUUGCCUACUUGAGAUUUUCUACCACAUUCAUACUUCAGAACGAUUGCCUAGUGUCCUCACCUUGCACAUGCUUUGACAGUUAUGACGGCAUAGAUAUCAGAUGCAGCAGUAGAGAUCUAACGAACAUUCCGGAUAUUAAACAAUUUAGUGCAAACGUUGAUAAGAUAAAUCUGUUUUUUUGUUACAACAAAUUAACUGUUAUUCAAAAUGAUACCUUUCGAAAUUUGAGCUCAAUCAAUGCAAACGAUAUAGAUUUACAACUUCAAGGAAAUAUGAUACACACGAUUGAAAGCAAUGCAUUUAAUGGGAUUGCAAAAACCAUCAAAAGUCUGCAGCUGCAAAGUAACAAUAUAACAAUUUUACCAUUUGCUAUCAAAUAUCUUGUUAACCUAAAAAGGCUUGAUAUUUGUGACAACCCUUUACAUUCUCUUGAUACAUUAGUUAUGCACAAUAUAGGAAGAAGCUUGACUUACUUUAGCUUCGAUUUAGAUACUUUCACCAAGUGGCCCAAGGAACUUCAUUACCUUCGAGUAUUAGAAUCAUUGAUUGCAAACCACAUACCUUAUCCACAAUUAGAUGUUAAUGUUUUCCAUGGAUUUGAAAGUACGCUUAGACAUCUUACUCUUGAUUACUCCAAGCUUAAGGAUGUUCCUAAUGCUAUAUGCCACCUCAGUCAGCUUACUUCUUUCACAUUUAGAUUUGCUUAUCAUCUCCAGACAAAUAUAUCCUCUACUUUUGCGCCAUGUACUCAAACUAAUUCUACCGUUUUUGAGCUUAAUCUAGCUAGCAGUAACAUUCAUACGUUUCCAAAUGUUUUUACCUUGUUCCCAUUCCUUUCAAAGUUAAAUAUCUUGAAUAACUCACUUGAGUAUAUAGAAAGUACUAAAAUUCCAACGUCCACAGAACUUACAUCUUUAUCUUUACAAUAUAACCGUUUUGAAAGAAUACCGUAUGCGUUGAAUCUGUUCAAACGUCUCAAACAGAUUUUUCUUUAUGGUAAUAAGAUAAAAACAAUUGAAACACCUGACUUGUCAGGAUUAUUUUCUUUGAUUGUUCUUAAUUUGUUUCAGAAUCCCAUUUCGUACAUAGCACCAGAUGCGUUUUAUAAUAAUAUCAAUUUAUAUUAUCUAGAUUUAGAUUACACACGUCUUGACCAUGUUCCUGUCGCAGUGACAUUCUUGACAAAGCUGAGAUAUUUAUAUCUUAGCGGGAUGCCUAUUGACUGUACAUGUGACAUGUCAUAUUUAAAACACUGGAAUGUAUCAUCUGUUAAUACAUUUAGUACAAAAUGUGCUUCUUCCUCUGAAACAGUGAAACAUUUUAUCAUGACCUCUCUACAGACCUGUCAAUAGACCCACCGAUGAUUACUGAAAUGCAACGUCCGUGUAUAUGCUCUAUCAAAAACAAAAUUGAUUUUUCUCAGUCCUUUGUGAUUCACAAAGAUUUGUAUGUGUAAUACCUUUAAAUAUCAUUUUGUACUUAUAAUUUCAUAAUGUCAUGAAAAUAAAAUGAUGUAUUACAUGCAAAAUACUUUGCUGUGGUUAUUUAAUUCAUUAUAUUAAUUAAUUGUGUAACUCAGUUGAUUCAUUAAGGAAUGCAAUCAUACAUUUUAUUUCUAACUAAUAAACUUUAUAGUGGUUCAUAUCUAUGUUAAAGAAUUGAAAGUGAUAAUAUUAACUUAUAUGUUUCGCACUAUACAUUUACAUCAGAUGCGUGUAAUAAACAAAAUUAUUGUUUAAAUUUUGAAAAAAGGUAAUUACAAAAUACCUUCUUAUUUGAAACCAUGAUAUUUCAUGUGAUGGAUAAAGAGUUAAAAUGAAUUUCUAUUGUUUAAGGUUUUGAAUAUAAACAAAUGCUAUAAUUUAAGGUUAUGUUUUUUGUAGACUUUUAUGCUCCCCCAAAAAUUUCGGGGGAGCAUGUAGUCGCCGGGUUGUCUGUCCGUCCGUCCGUUAGUUCUUCCUUCCGUACGUACGUACGUACGUCCCGACACCGUGUCCGGCCCAUAACUUCGUUAUUUGAAGUCGGAUUCUACAACUUUUUCACAAAAAUAAUCACCAUAUUGAGACAACGUGUCGCGCACAACGUUUGGGCCGCUACCUUGAAGGUCAAGGUUACAGCAUGGCAUUGCAGCAAAAUCGUGUCCGGCCCAUAACUUCGUUAUUUGAAGUCGGAUUUUACAAUUAUUUCACAGAAAUGAUCACCAUAUUGAGACGACGUGUCCCGCGCAACAUUUGGGUCGCUUACAUUGAAAGUCAAGGUCACAGUAUGACCUUACAGCAAAAUCGUGCCCGGCCCAUAACUUCUUUAUUUGAAGUCGGAUUUUACAACUAUUUCACAGAAAUGAUCACCAUAUUGGGACGACGUGUCGCGCACAACAUUUGGAUUGUUUUUUUACUUUGAACUUUGUCUGUGACAUAACUCUGACACUACAAGAGGUAUACCUUCCUGUGUCCAAAACCUAUUCCAGGAGCAUCACCCGGUUCAACCGGCUCUUGUUUAAGAUUUAUUUUAGGUUGCAUAACAUUAAUUAACAAUAACUUUAAGAUUUAGAUAAAACACAAAUAAAACAGAAUGAUUUUGUUAUUUAUUGUACAAAAAUGACGGCAAGUUAACAUCACUGAAACGAUUCAAUUCAACAAAGCUAUAAUAUAUAAUAAUAAUUUAAUUUUUUCAUAACCUUAUUAAUCUUAGACAUGGUUAUUAGAACAACCAUUUUGAUACGAUCUAGCUCGAGACCGUGAAAUAUAAGGCACUCAGUGACUCCUACACUUUUCUAUGGCUAAAGAUACCCAAGCUCUGAUACCUAAUACAAGAAUCGAUUGUCGUAUUUGCAUGUAUCUGUCGUAUCUGUCGUGUCUGUAUUUGCAGUCGAUGACUUGCGGAAAAGACCUUAAUCUGAAUACAAAAAUAAAUAAAUAAAUGAAAUAUAAUUUCAGCUUCAAUCUUAUCCAUGCUUUCGUUUUAGUAUUCAAGUGUCUCUUUUGUAGUAUAAACAAUCUAACUUAAAUAUUUAUUUUCUUGGCUAGAAGUGUGUUCUGUACAGCAAAUUGCUGCGAUUAAAAAAAUAAAAAUAAAAAGUUAGAUAUAAAACCGACUUUUUCGCAAGCCAAUGCACUUUAUAGAUAUGUCUAAAAACAUAUUAGAUAGUGUGACGUAUCUUUUUAAACUAAAUUAGAAGUGUCUCUGAAUAUGUAUCUUAUGUAACUUUGGAACUUAAUGUAAAAGAUAAAGCAAAAAAGAAUGCUGCUGUGGUAUGGUAAUUUGGUAAUGAAGCAAAUGGCUACCAAAAUAUAUUAUCAAUUUAAAAUCUCAUUUACAAAAAAAAAAAAAAAAAUAAAAAAAAAUAAA
Ruditapes philippinarum (Manila clam) is the source of this 3479-nucleotide messenger RNA. Its product is annotated as leucine-rich repeat-containing protein let-4-like. Gene Ontology annotation, molecular function: protein binding. Lineage: Eukaryota; Metazoa; Mollusca; Bivalvia; Venerida; Veneridae. The record is from RefSeq and is a predicted model, not a curated record. The coding region runs from base 74 to 1483 and encodes 469 amino acids. The transcript is spliced from 2 exons.